AUCAGAUAUUUCAAGCGAGCCACACGAUUUUCCCUUUGCGAGAUCCCCCAGUCACCACUUUAAUCGCAAUGAAAUCAUUAUUUAUAAUAAGCUUAACAAGCACCAUAGUAUCCGCACAGAUUCUCGCUCAAACUUCAGCAGCGUAUCAGCGCUUUGGAUAUAUCACAGUCAAUGGCACUCGCUUUCUUCAAAAUGGCGAACCGUACUACAUUGCAGGAGCUAACUACUGGCAGGGUAUGAAUCUGGCGUCCGACUUCAGCUGGGGAGGAAACCGAACUCGACUGGAGAACGAAUUAGCCCAUUUGCAGAGUAUAGGAAUCAACAACUUACGAAUAAUGGCAGCCUCUGAAGGUCCCGAUGACCAGCCUUUCAGAAUGAGACCGUCGCUUAUGCCUUCACCUGGUAUCUAUAACGAACAUAUUUUGACCGGAUUGGACUAUCUCUUAGAUGCUUUAGACAAGCAUUCAAUGACAGCUGUCGUUACACUCAACAACUACUGGCACUGGUCAGGCGGCUGGGCAGACAACGAUUCAGACAUUCCUUAUCCUCCGUCCUGGAUACCAUACCCGGUAAAUAACUAUAGCACUGGUAGCUACGAUGAAUUUUACGAUUAUGCAUAUCGCUUUUACGACGACGAUACAAUUUCCUCUACCACCAACCAAUUAUUCAAAAACCACAUUAACGCGAUCAUGAUGAGAAGAAACACUAUCAAUGGGAAGUUGUACAAUGAGGAUCCAGUUAUUAUGGCCUGGGAGAUCGCAAAUGAGCCGCAGCUUGCACCAAAGGAGUGGACAUCUGAGAUUGCAAAGUUCAUCCGACAGAGAUCACCUUACCAGUUAGUCACAGCUGGAAUUGAAGGAAAGUAUGGAUUUGAAGACUUUUGGAACACUCAUUCCUCGACUGAGAUUGAUUAUACAACCUGUCACUUGUGGGUUGAAAACUGGGGUAUCUACAAUGCGUCCGAUUCAUCAUCAUCCAAUCUACAGUCUGCUUUGGAUUAUGCUGAUAGCUUUAUAAGCAAUUGCUCGGGCUGGGCUGUAGGUAUGGGCAAACCUAUGGUCUUAGAAGAGUUUGGUAUGGCUCGAGAUGCCUGGCGAGACCCUUCAUUUCCUCUUUAUAAAUACAAUCCUGGGACAGCUACGACCCAUAAGGAUACAUAUUAUCAACAUAUUCUUCAACUCAUUCAGAAACUAGCUUCGCACGGCGCGUCAGCAGGAGCAAAUUUUUGGGCAUACAGUGGAGACGGUUACCCGAGCGAUAUUCCAAAUUCCUUUGAUAUGGUUUGGAUAGGAGACCCACAACAUGAACCUAGAGGUUGGUAUGGUGUAUAUCACAAUGAUACUACAGUCAGUGUUAUUAAAGAAUACGCGCAAUCCAUUGUCAACGGUCAAUAAAUUUUCGGGCGACCAAAAUAAAAAAAACAAUUGAACCAGUGUUGAGAAAAGUGAUGACGUCAAACAUCUUCUAUGGCAAGUUUUUUGGCAGG
Molecule: messenger RNA, 1486 nt
Organism: Umbelopsis ramanniana AG
Lineage: Eukaryota; Fungi; Mucoromycota; Umbelopsidomycetes; Umbelopsidales; Umbelopsidaceae
Exons: 7
Coding region: 69-1394 (441 amino acids)
Molecular function (GO): hydrolase activity, hydrolyzing O-glycosyl compounds
Source: RefSeq, a predicted model, not a curated record